GAGCCCAUCGUUCGGGACGUCUUUAAGGACGUUCACAUACAGACGAAGCAUUGAUACCACAUAUUAAGGACAUCUAGGCUAUGUGUAGCCUACAAUGCUGCAAAUCAAUGAGACCGAAGGAUCAGUUCUGUAAUUUAAAGAUAUAAAAACAAUAACAGCACUAUACAUUACGACACUGUCAAGCGGUGUACAGUUUGCAGAAUCUGCCCGAAAUCGUUCAGCCCGUAGCUAUAUUAUAGGGAAAUCUUUAUUUUGUCCCAUUUUACCUUGUAGCGAAGAUUCUACGGGGAUUGACGCUGCAGACUUCGCGUGGGACGUUUCUAUUUGAUCUCUGCGGGUUAUUCUCCCCUCCGAAGACCACGGAUUACUUCUGUUCGCGGAUAAAUGGAUAUGGAAUAAUAAUAAAAACACGUCGACGAGAUGACCAUGCUUUGAACCGCGGUGCUGCAUAAACUAUAACUUGUCUGGGGGGGUUGACAGUUUCGCUUCGAAAUGGAUGAGUUUCAUCCGUUCAUCGAGGCCCUUCUGCCGCAUGUGCGUGCCUUCGCCUACACCUGGUUCAACCUGCAGGCGCGCAAACGCAAGUACUUCAAGAAGCACGAGAAAAGGAUGACUAAGGACGAAGAGCGGGCGGUGAAGGACGAGCUGCUGGGAGAGAAGCCCGAGGUCAAGCAGAAGUGGGCGUCGCGUCUGCUGGCCAAACUGCGCAAGGACAUCCGGCCUGAGUGCCGCGAGGACUUUGUGCUGUCCAUCACAGGGAAGAAGCCCCCCUGCUGCGUCCUCUCUAACCCUGACCAGAAGGGCAAGAUGAGGAGGAUCGACUGCCUGCGUCAGGCCGACAAGGUGUGGAGGCUGGACCUGGUUAUGGUCAUCCUGUUCAAGGGCAUCCCGCUGGAGAGCACGGACGGAGAGCGCCUGGUCAAGGCUGGGCCAUGCAACAACCCCAUCCUCUGUGUCCAGCCACACCACAUCAGCGUCUCGGUCAAGGAGCUGGACCUCUACCUGGCCUACUUCGUACAGGAGAGAGAGUCAGAGCAGAGCAGUAGCCCACGCACAGGUAUUGGGUCAGAUCAGGAGGAUAGCCGAGCUGCCACCAUGGAUGCUCCUGAGUUUCAGGAAAGCUUUGUGACGUCAGGAGUUUUUAAUGUAACAGAGCUGGUGCAAGUGUCCAGAACUCCGGUGGUGACCGGGGCAGGCCCUAACUUCUCCCUGGGGGAGCUGCAGGGGCACCUGGCCUACGACCUCAACCCCUCAGGGGUGGGCAUGAGGAGAACCCUGCCCAGCACCUCCUCCAGCGGGAGUAAGAGGCACAAGUCGGGCUCCAUGGAGGAUGAUGUGGACACCAGUCCUGGAGGGGAGUACUACACCUCUCCCAACUCCCCGGCUAGCAGCUCCCGCAACUGGCAGGAAGACCUGGAAGGAGGCAUGUCCCCUGGAGUAAAGAAGACAGAGAUGGACAGCCCGUCUCCUCAGGAGAGCUCCCCACGUCUCGGCUUCACACAGCACCACCGGCCCGUCAUCGCAGUGCACAGUGGGAUCUCUCGGAGUCCGCACCCUUCCUCGUCUUUGCACUUCCCCACCACCUCCAUCCUGCCCCAGUCCACCUCCUACUUCCCCCACACCGCCAUCCGCUACCCGCCACACCUCAGCUCCCAAGACCCGCUGAAGGACCUGGUCUCCCUGGCCUGUGACCCGUCCAACCAGCAGCCCAGCCCAGUGAGUCCAGCCCAUCUAACAACUCUAACUAGGGCCCCGAGUUUGUCCUGGUCAGGUCAUUUGCUGAAUGGCAGUGGUCAAGUGAAGUUGCCCAGUCACUACAUCUCCUCCCAGAUGCUGGCGCCCCCUCCGCCCCCCGGAAUGCCCCGUCUGACGCUGCCCUCCGACUCCAAGUCCAGCACCACCACCUCGGACGGGGGAGCCAACUCCCCAACGUCACCCACAUACUCAGCUCCAGGGACGCCCCCUGCCAACCGCCCCUUUGUAGGUAUUGGACCUCGAGACCCUGGCGGACUCUACCAGGCACAGUCCUGGUACCUGGGGAACUAAACAACACAAGGAUAAGCGAAAAGGGCAUGGACACGUGGAUUUGAGAUUCAACACUUUUUGUGGAAUUAAGAAAAAA
Molecule: messenger RNA, 2122 nt
Organism: Salvelinus namaycush (lake trout)
Lineage: Eukaryota; Metazoa; Chordata; Actinopteri; Salmoniformes; Salmonidae
Product: nuclear factor 1 C-type-like
Exons: 11
Coding region: 493-2046 (517 amino acids)
Biological process (GO): regulation of transcription by RNA polymerase II
Cellular component (GO): nucleus
Molecular function (GO): RNA polymerase II cis-regulatory region sequence-specific DNA binding; DNA-binding transcription factor activity, RNA polymerase II-specific
Source: RefSeq, a predicted model, not a curated record